Messenger RNA from Arabidopsis arenosa, 1993 nucleotides. NCBI's taxonomy places the organism in Eukaryota, Viridiplantae, Streptophyta, Magnoliopsida, Brassicales, Brassicaceae. The record is from the annotation of a GenBank genome assembly.
AUCAAUCAAUUUAACCUUAGACAUCAUUCGUUAUUGUCCCAGCCAAAACAGUGAAAAACUAAAAAAAAGAAAAAAAAAAGUUAAGAAAAUGAAAGAGUCAACAAGACUCUUAUGGAUAUUAUCCAUCAUUGUUUUAGUGGCAGCCGUUUCUAAGGCAGUCUCAGAGCUAGACAACGAUGCAUUUGAUGAUGAUGAUCAUACUUCAUUGGAAGGCAUGACGAUUAAACGUGAAGCCAUCGGAGUGAAACCACCAAAAGCUGGCAAACGCAAAGGUAAAGGUCGUGGCACCGUCGCGGCAGGACCUGAGAUGAAUUGGCCUGGACAAUGGGAGUUAUUCAUGAAGAAUUCUGGUGUAUCAGCCAUGCACGCAAUUUUGAUGCCUUUGAUCAAUAAAGUUCAGUUUUACGACGCAACCAUUUGGAGAAUUUCACAAAUCAAGUUGCCUCCUGGUGUAGCUUGCCAUGUUUAUGACCAAAAGGCUAAUAAAGUUGAUUGUUGGGCUCACUCUGUCCUCGUCGAUAUCAACACCGGAAACAUCAAGCCUCUUGCGCUUACAACAGACACAUGGUGUUCGUCGGGAGGUUUAACUGUAAACGGUACUUUGGUAAGUACUGGAGGAUUCCAAGGAGGAGCAAACACGGCAAGGUACCUUUCCACCUGCGAAAACUGUGUAUGGAUUGAAUAUCCAAAGGCACUCGCUGCAAGGAGAUGGUACUCAACACAAGCGACUCUUCCCGAUGGCACUUUCAUCGUUGUUGGAGGCCGCGACGCUCUCAACUACGAGUAUAUCCUUCCGGAAGGACAAAACAACAAGAAACUUUAUGACUCACAACUUCUUAGACAAACAGAUGAUCCUGAAGAAAACAAUCUUUACCCUUUUGUUUGGCUUAACACCGAUGGUAACCUCUUCAUUUUCGCUAACAACCGAUCCAUUCUUCUUAGCCCGAAAACAAAUAAAGUUCUCAAAGAGUUCCCUCAACUUCCUGGUGGUGCUCGUAACUACCCUGGUUCCGCUUCCUCGGCUCUUCUCCCCAUCCGCCUCUACGUUCAAAACCCCGCUGUCAUCCCCGCUGAUGUCCUCAUUUGUGGUGGUGCAAAACAAGACGCUUACUUCCGCGCUGAGAAGUUGAAAAUUUACGAUUGGGCCUUGAAAGAUUGUGCAAGGAUAAGCCUCAAUAGUGCUAAGCCUGUAUGGAAAACAGAGACCAUGCCAAUGUCACGUGUGAUGAGUGAUACUGUGAUCCUCCCAAAUGGAGAAAUUCUUAUUAUUAAUGGUGCAAAACGUGGCUCCUCCGGUUGGCACUUAGCCAAAGACCCAAAUUUUGCUCCACUCUUGUACACACCUAACAAACCUUUAGGCAAACGUUUCAAAGAACUCGCUCCUUCAACUAUCCCUCGCGUCUACCAUUCCAUCGCAAUCGCUCUUCCUGACGGUAAAGUUCUUGUUGGUGGAAGCAACACCAACAACGGUUACCAAUUCAACGUUGAGUACCCAACCGAGCUCCGCAUUGAGAAAUUCUCACCACCUUAUCUUGAUCCAGCUCUUGCCAAUAUGAGACCAAGAAUCGUAAACACCGCUACACCAAAACAGAUUAAGUAUGGACAAAUGUUUGACGUAAAGAUCGAGCUUAAACAACAAAACGUAGCAAAGGAGAAUGUAAUGGUGACAAUGUUGGCACCAUCAUUUACUACACAUAGUGUAUCAAUGAACAUGAGGUUGCUUAUGUUGGGUAUUAACAAUGUCAAGAAUGUUGGUGGAGAUAAUCAUCAAAUCCAAGCCGUUGCUCCUCCUAGUGGAAAUGUUGCUCCUCCUGGUUAUUAUCUUCUCUUUGCCGUCUACAAUGGUGUCCCUAGCGUUGGAGAAUGGAUUCAGAUUGUGUAAUUUUGAUAUGCAUAUGUAGUGAUAAACUUAUUUUUUGAAACGAAACCUAUAACAUGUUUGUAAGGCUAAUUUUUUUCUUUAUACUUGUAUGAAUAUAUUCUUUGAUUCUUA